Molecule: messenger RNA, 636 nt
Organism: Rotaria socialis
Lineage: Eukaryota; Metazoa; Rotifera; Eurotatoria; Philodinida; Philodinidae
Source: the annotation of a GenBank genome assembly
AUGACAGAACAUAUUGAUGGUAAGCGUUUACAUGAAGAUCUUCGUUAUCGCUUUGAGUAUAUAGCUAAAUUUAUAAAUUUUACAAGUGAUGAUGUAAAAGCGUUAAAUGCAUUUGCAACAACGGCUCUUCCACUUGUUCCGGUAAUUGUAGAUGCUGUUUAUCGAAAGUUAUUUCAAUUUGAUAUAACAAAAGAAUUCUUCGUUUUACGUAAUGAUGGCUUUGAUGGUAGAUUAAAAAAAGAUGAAGUACUUACGUUAGAUUCAGCACAAAUGGCUUAUCGUCGAGAUAUGCUAAGUGAUUAUUUAAAACGUUUAUUAUUACAACAUGAAUGGGCAGAUGAUUUUCUUCAGUAUCUUUCACGAAUCGGUCGUUUACAUGGAAGUAAAACUGGGCAAGGGUCAAUUAAUGUUGAUUACAUUCAUAUGAACGCAACAUUAUGUUACGUUGAAACUCUGCUUAUUGAUUCUGUUUGGCAUACAGAAAAUUUGGAUAAUAAAGCAAAAAAAGAAAUUUUAAUAGCAAUAAAUAAAGCAUUUCGAAUUCAAAAUGAUUUAUUACUAUUACAUUAUCUUGAAUCAUCAAAAGAAAGUGAUGCAUCAACGCGUCAUACAGCAAAGAAAUGUGUUUGUAGUUAA